GGACAUUAUUAUCUGUUAAUAAUGCAAAAAGCGCACACGCACACACACACACACCCCGAAACUUUGACGCGUGUGAGGGAAUAUCUUACUUUUCCCAAUUACUGUGAGAUUUGUAACUGAUAAUAUGGGUAGACUUCAAGGAAAGACCGUUUUUAUUACAGGUGCUUCUGCAGGUAUCGGCGAAGCCAGUGCACGUCAGUUUGCUGAGGAAGGUUGCAACUUGAUCAUCACUGCGCGUCGUCUCGAGAAAUUGGAAGGUUUAAAGAAAAAACUUCAAGAAGGUCAUCCCAACAUUUACAUUCACGCUGUUCAACUCGAUGUUCAAAAAGUGGACCAAAUUAACAAGGUUGUUGCUGAACUACCCGACGCUGUCAAGGACGUAGACGUCCUUUUGAAUAAUGCUGGCAUGGUGAUCGGUGUUGAUCAUUUAGUAGACGUCGAAGAAGCGGUGGUUGACCAAAUGCUCAGUACCAACAUCAAAGGUCUUGUUUUCUUGACCAAAGCACUUGUUCCUCGUAUGAAAGAACGUGGUACUGGUCAUAUCAUCAAUAUUGGUUCUGUCGCCGGCAAACAAGCUUAUGCUGGAGGCAGUAUUUAUUGCGCUACAAAAUUUGCCGUCGAUGCCAUCACCAAGGCUUUGGCUAUUGAACUUGUCGAUACACCUAUUCGUGUCAGUCAAAUUUGUCCCGGCUUGGUCAACACUGAAUUCUCCACGGUUCGUUUCCGUGGUGAUAAGGAAAAGGCCGAUAACGUCUAUAAAGGUAUUCAACCUCUUGUCGCCGACGAUAUUGCUGAAUUAAUUGUCUUUACUGCUGGUCGUCCUGCCCACGUCAAUAUUGCUGAUAUGUUAGUUUUCCCUGUUAACCAGGCUGACUCAAAGACAGUUUACCGUCGUUCUGAAUAGAUUGUUCUAGUGCUUGUCAAACAUUUUGAUCGAUAAGGAAAGCAACAAAUCAAAAUUUUAAAAUAAAACGGACAGAAAGGGAGUUGCUUCAAUACAUUUGGAUCGUAUCCAUCGCGUUGGCUACGAUUUAUCUUAUUCUUCAAGUCUCAGCUCAACUUAAUUGAGGAAAAUACAGUCUUUUGAAAAACAUCAUUUGAAAUAUUGAUAGCAUGUCGGCAUAGUCGGUUGCAUGGCUAUUGCUCUUUACG
Messenger RNA from Mycotypha africana, 1152 nucleotides. RefSeq lists its product as uncharacterized. Bases 125 to 904 code for a protein of 259 amino acids. The record is from RefSeq and is a predicted model, not a curated record. The transcript has 5 exons. Gene Ontology annotation, molecular function: oxidoreductase activity. Gene Ontology annotation, cellular component: cytosol. Lineage: Eukaryota; Fungi; Mucoromycota; Mucoromycetes; Mucorales; Mycotyphaceae.